Molecule: messenger RNA, 2416 nt
Organism: Solanum tuberosum (potato)
Lineage: Eukaryota; Viridiplantae; Streptophyta; Magnoliopsida; Solanales; Solanaceae
Product: methyltransferase-like protein 23
Exons: 7
Coding region: 101-826 (241 amino acids)
Cellular component (GO): cytoplasm; nucleus
Source: RefSeq, a predicted model, not a curated record
UGUACAAAAGUUUCUUUCUAAUAUAGCAGCAUAAGAAAAAUUGUUGCAAAUCAAAGGGAUAAAUUUGUAAAACAUCAAAUUAGAGGUUCCCAACGGCGGCAUGGUAGAUUACGGGGACGACGGCGAACCGGCGGGUACGUCUCCGGCUGAAGAAGUAAUGACUACUUUUUCUCGCCACCAUUUCGGAAGUUCUGAAGACACCGCCGAUGGCUUCUCCGUCACCAUUAUCGAGAACAUGAAAGAAGAGUACGGUUUGUUCGUAUGGCCUUGCAGUAUUAUUCUAGCCGAGUACGUAUGGCAACAAAAGUCGCGCUUUACUAGCGCAUCUGUGGUUGAGCUUGGGGCAGGGACCUCGUUGCCUGGGCUGGUUGCUGCAAAAGUGGGUGCAGAUGUGACGCUGACUGACGAUUCAAACAGAUCAGAGGUGCUCACUCAUAUGAGAAGACAGUGCGACUUAAAUGAUAUCAAAUGCAAGAUACACGGACUUACAUGGGGUGUGUGGGGUACACAAACCUUCUGUCUGUGCCCAAACAUUAUCCUUGGAGCUGAUGUCCUAUAUGACAGUUGUGCCUUUGAUGAUCUUUUUGCAACUGUGGCAUUUUUACUCCAGAGUACUCCAUCAUCCAUUUUUAUUACUACAUAUCACAACAGAAGUGGGCAUCACCUAAUUGGAUUUUUGAUGGUGAAAUGGGGCCUGAAGUGUGUUAAGCUUCUUGAUGGGUUCUCAUUCAUGCCAUCGUACAAGACGUCUAGUUUGAGUGGUAACAUUCAAUUGGCUGAGAUUGUUUUGGACACAGCUAACGGAGACGAGAAAAAACUGAUGUAACUGAAUUCAAGCGUGAUGGUGCCAAAUAUUAGGUUCUGCUGACGUAUUUUACUUCCUCCACUGUAAGUCAGUGAUCCACUACUUGUCAAAUAUAUAGCUUUUUAAAAAUCUUUGCUGCUGUCCUCUUAUUUUUUACUUUUUAAAUGAUACCAUAAUUUGUAAUAGUUCAGGUUUCUAUGCAAUAACUUGUGAUCAACUAAAUAGAAGUGACUAGUGCAACAAGGUCUUAUGAAAAGAGCCAUUAUUUCCUCUAAUUAUUGCAUUCAAUAUAAUGAACUAUGAUAAUACAAGGCAUGAUAGAUAAAAGUAGAAUUAACUUUGAAUUAAUCAGUUAACUGUCAUGCAAUUUUUUUAACAAUGUCACCUCCUGUAAGGCUGCUCAUCUUUGAUCAUAGAAUUGGAAAAAACUUUGGAGUAAUCUGCUUUUGAGCUAGCAAAAUCAUUAACCAUAUCUUUAGUUUUGGAGUACUUGAAUAAAGCUUGUUCUGAAUAAAACAAGCUCUUCCACCGGAGAAUUUGCUUGUUAUUGCAUUCAAUAUAAUGAACUAUGAUAAUACAGGGAAUGAUAGAUAAAAGUAGAAUUAACUUUGAAUUAAUCAGCUAACUGUCAUGCAAUUUUUUUAACCAUGUCACCUCCUGUAAGGCUGCUCAUCUUUGAUCAUAGAAUUGGAAAAAACUUUGGAGUAAUCUGCUUUUGAGCUAGCAAAAUCAUUAACCAUAUCUUUAGUUUUGGAGUACUUGAAUAAAGCUUGUUCUGAAUAAAACAAGCUCUUCCACCGGAGAAUUUGCUUGUUAUUGCAUUCAAUAUAAUGAACUAUGAUAAUACAGGGAAUGAUAGAUAAAAGUAGAAUUAACUUUGAAUUAAUCAGCUAACUGUCAUGCAAUUUUUUUAACCAUGUCACCUCCUGUAAGGCUGCUCAUCUUUGAUCAUAGAAUUGGAAAAAACUUUGGAGUAAUCUGCUUUUGAGCUAGCAAAAUCAUUAACCAUAUCUUUAGUUUUGGAGUACUUGAAUAAAGCUUGUUCUGAAUAAAACAAGCUCUUCCACUGGAGAAUUAGCUUGUUAUAUAUUAUUAUAAAGGUGGUUGAUGAUGGAUCUAUGGGUCUUCCCAUGUUUCAGUGAAUAUAUGCUCUUCAAGAGUGCUGCAAAGGCUGGGUGUAAUGUAAUGUCAAUGUCAUAGGUGGUAUUGAAGUUGUGUAUCCAUUUAUUGCAUGAUGAGCAAUGGGAAAAAAACUCCUAGACUCUAGAGAUAGAGUAGACCAUGUGAGAUUUGGAGCUUUGUCAUAUUCACCCGAGAGAGCCAUCAAGUCUUCAAUUGAUAGACCCCUCUGAGAGAAACUUUGUUGAAGUCGAUUUGUUCAAUGCUGGACUUGGCAGCUGUUCUGUUUCACUAGCUUUUGAUAUUCACCCAUCUUUUCAUUUUCAGGCAUAUUCACUAAGGCCCACCAGAGCAAAUCAACUUUAUUAAGCUGGUAGAAUAUAACAUUGAUUGUAUUUACCUGUUUUGGUAAUACCAUGUCAAAAAAUAAGAAAUAACUUUAAUGCGCGAUAUCACUAAUUGAUAGGAAAUCACUAAUUUUCUCCCAUUGUA